CAAACACUUGCAACCCCCAAGCAUUUCCGUUUCUUGCUCUCCUCCGUCCGUCGAGCCAAUCAGGCAAGCGAGAGCAAACGCAAUGGGCAAAGAGGCCGACGUCGAGGCCGGCGGCGUCCGGGACUACGAGGACCCGCCGCCGGCGCCUCUCGUCGACAUCGACGAGCUCGGGAGGUGGUCGCUGUACCGCGCCGUCAUCGCCGAGUUCGUGGCCACGCUGCUGUUCCUGUACGUCACGGUGGCCACGGUGAUCGGGUACAAGCACCAGACGGACGCGUCGGCGUCCGGCGACGACGCGGCGUGCGGCGGCGUGGGCGUCCUCGGCAUCGCGUGGGCGUUCGGCGGCAUGAUCUUCAUCCUGGUGUACUGCACCGCCGGCAUCUCCGGCGGGCACAUCAACCCGGCGGUGACGUUCGGCCUCUUCCUGGCGCGCAAGGUGUCCCUGGUCCGCGCCAUCCUCUACAUCGUGGCGCAGUGCCUCGGCGCCGUCUGCGGCGUCGCGCUCGUCAAGGGGUUCCAGAGCUCGUUCUACGACAGGUACGGCGGCGGCGCCAACGAGCUCGCCGCCGGCUACUCCAAGGGCACCGGCCUCGCCGCCGAGAUCAUCGGCACCUUCGUGCUCGUGUACACCGUCUUCUCCGCCACCGACCCCAAGCGCAACGCCCGCGACUCCCAUGUCCCGGUGUUGGCGCCGCUGCCGAUCGGGUUCGCCGUGUUCAUGGUGCACCUGGCGACCAUCCCCGUCACCGGCACCGGCAUCAACCCGGCGAGGAGCCUCGGCGCCGCCGUCGUCUACAACAACAGCAAGGCAUGGAGUGAUCAGUGGAUCUUCUGGGUUGGGCCGUUCAUCGGGGCGGCGAUCGCAGCGCUGUACCACCAGAUCGUCCUUCGUGCCAGCGCCAGGGGGUACGGCUCCUUCCGGAGCAAUGCUUAAGCCGCAAUCAAAUGUGCUCUUUCUCCUUUCAGAGUUUAAGGUGAAUGGGAAGAACAGAGCACAGGGUGAUCAGUAGUAGAAGCGGCUUCAAUUAAGAAGAGUGAAGCCUGCACCCUCAAGUGUUUUGUGUGUGCGCUAUCAAAAGCAAGUGUGACAUUGUUCGAUCGAAUAAAUUAUGAUAUAUAUGAAUGAAUGCAAGAUAUGAGGAGAAAUUGUGUCGCUUCUUCUAUUGAUUCUCUUAACAAAA
Oryza sativa Japonica Group (Japanese rice) is the source of this 1181-nucleotide messenger RNA. Lineage: Eukaryota; Viridiplantae; Streptophyta; Magnoliopsida; Poales; Poaceae. The record is from RefSeq and is a predicted model, not a curated record.